GUAGCGAAGUCGUCUUGGGAACGCGCUGUGACCGCAUGGCUCUAUGUACCUUUGGGCGUGACAUGUAUCCUUGCAGUCUGCUUCGGUGUCCACACCCUGAUCUCGCUGAGCUCUGUAUCGUUUCCAGCUUCUGUGGCAUGCAUGAUUGGGCUAUUCAUCAUACUGGUCUUGCUCCAAGGUAUACUUGGUGAUCGCCAGACCAAGCGGAUCGUCAAUUUGAUCGAGAUUCCGGUAUGUUUAUUGUUUUUAGUACACAUUCUAUGCGUAAUACUUAUUGUUCCUAGNUGUGGUUUUGCUCUACGAUAUAUCAACAUCUUCUUCUGUCCAGCGUUCGUGACCUUGCCUCUAAGUCCUUCUAUUAGCGGCGUCGAAGUUGCGAAGAUUAUAGCUGUCUUCAUCAUCGGCUAUGUUGCAGUCUUUGCUUUUACAGCAUAUAUGGUCCGAGGUCUCCAGCUAGUUCUCGGCACGUCCAAGCGUGCAAUGACAGAGAGAGCUGAAGAACUCGGACGACAAGAUGACAACAUUCCACUUACACAGUUAAGACAGGAUUCGACCGUCAGCGAGGUUCCUACUGUGCCAUCAUUAUUGACUCAGCCUGGCUUGAGCGAGUCGUCUACACCCUCUCCUCCGAAUGAAGUCGCUGAUAUCCAAGCUCCUUCCAAAGCCAUGAAUCCUGACUCUGUUAUCGGUACUGGUGGACCACCUGUAGCCACGAACGCUACGAUCUCCUCAGUUACUGCCGCUUCUGUUCGUCACGAUGCUGCACCCUUGACCCGCCCUCAACGCUGGGCUGCCUUUGUCAGUGUAAACUUCGAUAUGCUGACCUACGGAGCCUUGUUCCUUUUCGUGGGAGUACCAAUCUACUACGGCAGUGGCUACGCCAUGCCAGUACAGCUUUCUCUCAAUGUUGUCUUCUACUUCGCUGCUCUACGCCUGCCACCUAAGUAUAGGACAUAUUUGCACCCCGUCUUAGUCUCUUCGGCUUUUACUAUCCUCGGCAUCUGGGUCCUUGCGCUGAUACGACAUAACAGCCUCAGAGACGGGUUGCUUGCGUACACGACGAACACGAAGUACACGCAGCUCUGGGACAACGACCAAGGACUGAAGCCUCCGGGAGCANNGGGAGACAUGUUUGGCAGCGUCCUCGAUGUCAGUAUCGUAGCCUUGAGCCUACCUAUGUACCGAUACCGGAACGAGCUCAAGGCUCGUUUCAUGACCAUCGUUGUUCCUAACGUGAUAGUCUCUAUCGGAUCGCUGUUUGCAUAUCCGACAUUCUGUUAUCACAUUGGCAUCUCUGCGCCACGUGGCCUUGCAUUUGCAUCUCGAAGCUUGACACUUGCUUUGGCGACACCAGCUACCAAAAACCUGGGUGGUGACCCAUUCACCAUUGCGCCUUUGUGCAUCUUCAGUGGCAUUGCGGGCGUCAUCGUGGGCCCAAUUGGUCUGGACCUGCUGAGAAUUCCGAAAGAUGAUUAUAUCACGCGUGGUAUCACCUUGGGUGCCAAUUCGUCUGCUGUAGCGACUGCACUCCUGCUGACUACCGAUCCCCGAGCAGCUGCUUUCUCGAGUCUUAGCAUGGGGCUUCUAGGAACAAUCACCGUCGCUCUUACCAGCAUACCGCCCCUCGUUCACAUAAUUCGUAGUCUGGUAGGUAUAAGUUAG
Aureobasidium musti is the source of this 1662-nucleotide messenger RNA. Lineage: Eukaryota; Fungi; Ascomycota; Dothideomycetes; Dothideales; Saccotheciaceae. The record is from the annotation of a GenBank genome assembly.